Morone saxatilis (striped sea-bass) is the source of this 3698-nucleotide messenger RNA. RefSeq names its product acetoacetyl-CoA synthetase (gene aacs). Gene Ontology annotation, molecular function: acetoacetate-CoA ligase activity. Lineage: Eukaryota; Metazoa; Chordata; Actinopteri; Moronidae. Gene Ontology annotation, biological process: lipid metabolic process; positive regulation of insulin secretion. The record is from RefSeq and is a predicted model, not a curated record. Gene Ontology annotation, cellular component: cytosol.
GCCCCACGCUUGCCUUUGACAGACAGUGAGCCUCGCUAGCUGUCGUGAGCUGUAAGUCUCGAGCCAUUCAGACUAAGUAGUGAUCUCCUUCACCACGAGCCCUCGCCUUUAGGGACAGGUAGCUUCAGCAAGGCGCUCGGGACUCCCGCUAACCGGUGUUUGGCAGCCGACGAACAGGGACGCGACAAACAUGUCUAAGGACACGGAAGGCAAGAGCGAGAAAAUUAUGGACAUGGAGAGCAAGGUGUUGUGGUACCCGGACUCCAAGAGGAACACACAGAUGGACAAGUUCAGGAUACAGGUCAACGGGGACUACGGACUUAAUCUGGCCAACUACAAUGAUCUGUACCAGUGGUCGGUGGACAGCUACUCAGAGUUCUGGGGGGAGGUGUGGCGCUUCAGUGGAAUAGUCAGCUCUAAACCGUAUGAAGAGGUUGUGGAUGUAUCCAAACAGAUCUCGGAUGUUCCAGAGUGGUUUAAAGGAGCCCGGCUCAACUACGCCGAGAACCUGCUCAAACAUGCAGACCAGGACAAAGUCGCUCUCUACGCUGCCACGGAGGCAAAUGAUGAGAUUGUGAAGGUGACGUUUGGGGAGCUGAGGAGCGACGUGGCGUUGUUUGCUGCAGCCAUGAGGAAGAUGGGCGUCCAGACUGGAGACAGGGUCGUAGGCUACCUACCCAAUGGUAUCCAUGCAGUGGAGGCCAUGUUAGCAGCAGCCAGCAUCGGAGCCAUUUGGAGCUCCACGUCUGUCGACUUUGGAGUCAAUGGUGUCCUUGACAGGUUUUCUCAAAUCCAGCCCAAACUGAUCUUCUCUGUUGCUGCUGUGGUGUACAAUGGCAAAACACAUGACCACAUGGAAAAGCUCAUCAGUGUUGUCAAAGGUCUGCCUGACCUGAAGAAAGUAGUGGUGAUUCCCUAUGCUCGCUCCAAACAUGAGACCGACCUCUCCAAGAUCCCUAACAGUGUAUUUAUAGAUGAUUUCUUAGCAUCUGGGCGUGGUGAGGGUGACCAGUUUCCUCAGCUGGAGUUUGAGCAGCUUCCAUUCAGUCAUCCUCUGUUUAUUAUGUACUCUUCCGGCACCACAGGAGCUCCUAAAUGUAUGGUCCACUCUGCUGGGGGCACGCUCAUUCAACACUUGAAAGAACACAUUCUCCAUGGAAAUAUGACCAGCAGUGAUGUCAUCAUUUACUACACCACGGGUUUUAUAUGAUGGUUCACCACUAAUGCCCACGCCCAAUGUACUGUGGAACCUGACAGACCAGCUGGGCAUCACUAUCUUUGGUACCGGGGCCAAGUGGCUGUCUGUGCUGCAGGAGAGGAACCUGAAACCCGGGGAAACACACAACCUCCAGUCUCUCCACACCAUCCUGUCUACUGGAUCUCCUCUCAAACCUCAAAGCUACGACUACGUCUUCCGCUGCAUUAAGAGCAACGUGCUGCUGGGCUCCAUCUCAGGCGGCACUGACAUAGUGUCGUGUUUCAUGGGUCAAAACCCAACAGUUCCAGUGUAUCGGGGCGAGAUCCAAACAAGAAACCUCGGCAUGGCUGUGGAAGCCUGGAGCUUUGAAGGUAAGCCCGUAUGGGGAGAGAGCGGGGAGCUUGUCUGCUUGAAGCCAAUCCCCUGCCAGCCAACACACUUCUGGAACGAUGAGAACGGAAGCAAAUAUCACAAAGCGUACUUUUCCUCAUAUCCUGGGGUGUGGGCCCACGGAGACUACUGUAAAAUCAACCCAAAGACAGGAGGCAUUGUCAUGCUGGGCAGAAGUGAUGGCACAUUGAAUCCCAACGGAGUCCGAUUUGGCAGCUCAGAGAUCUACAACAUUGUGGAGGCGUUUGAGGAAGUGUCAGACAGUCUUUGUGUUCCUCAGUACAACGCAGACGGAGAAGAGCGAGUUAUUUUGUUCUUAAAGAUGGCACCUGGUAAGCCCUUCUGUCCGGAGUUGGUGGCGAAGAUUAAAGGAGCCAUUAGAAAAGCUCUGUCUGCCCGACACAUCCCUGCUCUGCUGCUGGAGACCAGAGACAUUCCUUACACUAUCAGCGGUAAGAAGGUGGAGGUGGCUGUGAAACAGGUGAUUGCUGGGCGGGAGGUGGCGCAAAGAGGAGCUUUCUCCAACCCUGAUUCGCUGGACCUCUACAAGAACAUCCCUGAACUGCAAAACUAUUAGAGAUGAGGCUUCAUGGAGCUGGAGAAGAGCACCUGAAAGAGAGAACCAACCACCUGAAAAGUUUAGUUUAGUUUUUAAAUUAACUUUGUUAAAAUUUACAGACACAGGGAGAAAUGCAGAGUGCAUUACAGGUGUAGUUUACAAAGGCACUCUAAGCUUUGUACAGGGCAUAAAAAAAGGAAAAAAAUAUGUAUGUCAAAAUAAUACAAAAAGGGUACAAAUAAUAUGUGUAUAUAAUAAGCCUAUGGUAUCAGGCAGACAAGAGACUUUAAAACAUUUAUGUGUACUGCUCCAUAGCUUUCAGUCAAGUGAUCAAGCAGCUGCUCUCAGUCUACCAUGUUGUGCAAGUAAAUGUUGAACUGGAUUCAGCUUUGGAUGUGAUAUGAUGUGCACAGCAGUGCUUGUGAAUACGCUUAUGUUCUGAAGCAAUGGAGAAGAGAAAUUUAGCAUCAAGUGUUUUUGCUUUGGCUUCACAGUCUGAUUACUAUCAGCCAGUGAAGAACCAUAUUUCUCUGUGUCAUCUGCUUUAACCCCCUGUGUUGGUACUGAGUGGGUCUCAGACUGAAAAUCCAUUGAAGUGUGCAGAUAAACACAUACAAACAUCUGGGAUUAACACCUCAGCUUCGGCUCAUACCGCCAUACCAUUGUUAUGUGGUGUGUAUUGCUUUAUUAAAUGUGUAUAUAUAAAUAUAUAUUUUUUGGAUUGUGAAAUUACGUUAACUUACUUAAUUAUGCAUUUAAAGAUAGUGACUCAAACCUGUUAACCAAAGUGAGCCUCGGGCUAGGAGGGUCGUAACAUGUCAAGAGUUGGAGUUUGAAUGAAUUAACCAGAGAUUCCAGAUAAAACAAAACUAACUGAACUUUUGUCCCAACUGUUAUUGAGUUGAAAGUUAUUGAUUUCCUGUGUGUGACAUGCUCAAAUCCUAACCCUCAUUUGACUUUGUAACCCGUAAUUCUAUUUCAUUCCACCUCCAGACGUCAAGGCAUGAAUGGAUGAAGCUCAAGUGUGAGCAAAUGUUCAUUUCACCACAAAAGCCUGUAUUUUCUAGUUCCAUAUCUAUGUUCCAUGUUUGUAAUACCUGUAAGAAAAUGUGUUGUCUUCAAAUAGCUACAGUACAGCCUGUUUUUGCUUUGUACAUGUAACAGCUAAAUGAUUUAUUCAGAACUUCCUUGUGCUGUGUGGCAAAGCCUAAAGGCUUAUUAAUGCUGUUAAAGAUGAACUGCAAUGUUUUUGGUCACUAGUAGCACUACUGAGCAACAUGGGUGUACAUUAACAAAAACUCUUAACACUUACAUUUCAUGUUGACAGAAAAAAAAAACCUGACCAGAAUGUAAAAUGUGGAGAAAUCACAGAUACUAAUGUUUAUACUAAAACAUUCUUCGGAGAACAAUUACUGAUACAGAGGUAGCAUUUUUCUUACUGGACCUUUUUGUGGUUUUUAAGGAUUGUUUUUGUUUAGCUCUUUCUUACUUGUUUCAGAUAAUUUUAAACAUGUUUAACGGUAUGAAUGUAAAUAAAUCAACUUAAAACUC